Pelecanus crispus (Dalmatian pelican) is the source of this 1665-nucleotide messenger RNA. The record is from RefSeq and is a predicted model, not a curated record. Lineage: Eukaryota; Metazoa; Chordata; Aves; Pelecaniformes; Pelecanidae.
ACAGCCAGGAUGCCACAUCGCACCAUUCAUCUUUUCCGGAAGGGACUUCGGCUUCAUGACAACCCAACGCUGCUGGCUGCACUGGAGUCCUCGGAGGUCGUCUACCCUGUCUACAUCCUGGACAGAAAGUUCAUGACAUCCGUGAUGCACAUAGGGGCCCUGCGGUGGCAUUUUCUGCUGCAGUCCCUGGAGGAUCUCCAGAAAAACUUGUGUCAGCUGGGCUCUUGCUUGCUGGUUAUUCAAGGAGAGUACGAGUCUGUUCUUAGAGAUCACAUCCAGAAGUGGAAUAUCACGCAAGUGACUCUGGAUGCGGAGAUGGAACCGUUUUACAAGGAAAUGGAGGCCAACAUACGACGUCUGGGAGAAGAGCUGGGGUUUGAGGUGCUUUCCCUGUUGGGCCACUGUCUGUACGAUACCAAACGGAUUUUGGACCUGAAUGGUGGGACUCCCCCAUUAACGUACAAGAGGUUCCUUCACAUUCUGUCUCUGCUUGGUGACCCUGAGGUGCCUGUCCGAAACCUUACAGCUGAAGACUUCCAGAGGUGUAGGCCCCCUGACCCGGGCCUGGCUGAGUGUUACAGGGUGCCUCUCCCCGUGGAUUUGAAGAUCCCCCUGGAGAGCCUUUCCCCCUGGAGAGGAGGGGAGUCCGAAGGGCUACAGCGCCUGGAGCAACACUUGACCGACCAGGGCUGGGUGGCAAGUUUUACUAAACCGAGAACAAUCCCAAAUUCGCUGCUUCCAAGCACCACAGGCCUGAGCCCAUAUUUCAGUAUGGGUUGUCUGUCAGUUCGCACCUUUUUUUAUAGGUUGUCAAACAUUUAUGCUCAGGCCAAGCAUCACUCCCUGCCCCCAGUGUCACUCCAAGGGCAGCUUCUGUGGAGGGAAUUCUUUUAUACAGUGGCAUCAGCAACACCAAACUUCACCAAAAUGGCUGGGAACCCCAUCUGCCUUCAGAUCAGUUGGUAUGAGGAUGCAGAGAGGCUCCACAAAUGGAAAACGGCACAGACGGGGUUCCCAUGGAUCGACGCAAUUAUGACCCAGCUGCACCAGGAAGGCUGGAUCCAUCACCUUGCUCGGCACGCUGUUGCUUGCUUCCUGACGCGGGGAGACCUUUGGAUCAGCUGGGAAGAGGGCAUGAAGGUGUUUGAAGAGCUGCUUUUAGAUGCUGACUACAGCAUCAACGCAGGGAACUGGAUGUGGCUGUCAGCCAGCGCGUUCUUCCACCAGUACACGCGGAUCUUCUGCCCUGUCCUCUUUGGGAAGCGCACGGACCCCGAGGGGCAGUACAUUCGGAAAUACUUGCCUAUACUAAAGAACUUUCCCUCCAAGUACAUCUACGAGCCCUGGACAGCAUCUGAAGAGGAGCAGAAGCAAGCAGGGUGUAUCAUAGGUCAAGAUUAUCCCUUCCCAAUGGUGAACCACAAGGAAGCCAGUGAUCACAACCUGCAGCUGAUGAAACAGGUCAGAGAGGAACAGUACAGAACGGCCCAGCUCACGAGGGAUGAUACAGAUGACCCAAUGCAAAUGAAGGUAAAGCAUGACCACUCUGAAGAAAACGUAUCAAAAGGAAAAAUGGCCAGGAUGACAUAACAAUCUGAGAGCCCGUCAGGGAUUACCUGUUGGGAACCAAAAAAUGGCAAAAGGGGAGAGCCAGAGGCCAGCUGA